AUGUCCUCUUUAAGCUAUAUAGACGCUCUACCAUACUACGACAAGCAACUAGACGAUCCAUCAGCAAAAGCAGCAGCUCAAGCUUUGAUAGAAGCUGAACUGAGAAAGACUCCUCAAAUAAACGAUGAUGAUGAGAGAUUACCAAGGACGAUAGAAGUAUUUCCUAAAUCAACCGAACUAUCAGCAUUAUUAGAUGGAUAUCCAUCAAAACCAAUAAGAGGUAUUGAUACAUCGAAAUAUCAACCUCCAACUAUAGGUGAAGAACCCACUUUAGAUGAGUUGGAGAAGGCGGAAAAACAAAGUAGGAUAGGAGAAGGCCAUAUGGCUUUAAGAAUCGAAAAUACAUCAAUACUCUCAUCUCACGGACCAAAUGCAUGGUUGAUUCGAAACUAUCAAUUGAAUUCACAGUUAACAGAAUUACAAUCUUCCCUGAACAAUUUGAAAGAGAAUGUGACGGAUGUCAAUAGAUCAAGAAGGGUUUUCCAAGAAGAUACAGGAAAACAUUUAAGUAAAUUAGAAAGUAGAUGGCAAGACUUAAUAGGUUCAACUGUACAGUUAGAAAUGGCAUGUAAAGCUAUGGAAGGUGAAGUCAAACCAUUAAGAAGAAAACAUGAAUCAUUAAAAGAAGAAGUUGAAUCAUUAGAGAAACAAUAA
This is a messenger RNA of Kwoniella shivajii, 654 nucleotides long. RefSeq lists its product as uncharacterized. Gene Ontology annotation, biological process: mRNA processing. NCBI's taxonomy places the organism in Eukaryota, Fungi, Basidiomycota, Tremellomycetes, Tremellales, Cryptococcaceae. Gene Ontology annotation, cellular component: precatalytic spliceosome; Prp19 complex; catalytic step 2 spliceosome. The transcript is spliced from 3 exons. The record is from RefSeq and is a predicted model, not a curated record. The coding region runs from base 1 to 654 and encodes 217 amino acids.